Molecule: messenger RNA, 858 nt
Organism: Talaromyces rugulosus
Lineage: Eukaryota; Fungi; Ascomycota; Eurotiomycetes; Eurotiales; Trichocomaceae
Exons: 1
Coding region: 1-858 (285 amino acids)
Source: RefSeq, a predicted model, not a curated record
AUGGACACUAACGACUAUCCGCUCUACCCACCUCCCAGCUACCCUGCUAUCUCGGACUAUCGCAAUAGUAUAAAGUCGAUGCAUACGCAUGAGAGCGCCAGUUUAUACUCCGACUCUUCUUCUGAAGCCACAACAUUGGCCUCUAUUGGCAGAGACUUCCAAACGACCUUUCGACCCGGUCGAUCCCUCCACAUCGACGCCCGCGGAAUCGGGCCUUUUCGUAUGCCCAUCCCGAUCCCCGUGCCAGACUCGCGGAUGGAGAUACCAAUAUUUGAUCGCACAAAUGAAGAUAGGCUGGUUUAUGUAUCGAGCAGGAGCAAGCUGCAUUCGGGUGAUGCAAUACUCUUAGACGCCCUUACGGGCAAGGAGCUUGUGGCGACAAAGUAUUUCUUUGGGCCUGGGAAAGACCCUAUUUUGCAUAUUCCCGCUGGUCGAACUUGUGAGAAAAAUAUGUCAGCGGUGUCCGACUAUAAAAUCCAGCUUUCAAGCAAAUGGACUUCUCGCACUAUGUCUUUCGCCGUACCAGCAAGCUACAAAGCUACUGAAAGUCGAUACCAAUGGGCCUAUGGAAGCCGUAGAGAUCUAGACACUGGGAGAAAAAUCAGUCUGAUUACUCUCUGCCAACAGUCAGAGAAUGACACAGACCCUAGCGGAAAGAUCAUUGCAGAGUUCGUUCGGUCAACAGCAACAAGAUCGACCGGCUCUUCGCGAGCCACUGCAGGGAACGGAGGUUUGCUGGUAAUUGGCCGGGAUGCCAGGGAAUACGUGGCCGAGGAGGUUGUGGUAGCGACAUGUUUGGUGAUGUUAAAACGAGAAACGGAUCGCAGAAGAGUAUUUCAAAUGGCUGUGGUCGUGUAA